Molecule: messenger RNA, 4291 nt
Organism: Histoplasma capsulatum G186AR
Lineage: Eukaryota; Fungi; Ascomycota; Eurotiomycetes; Onygenales; Ajellomycetaceae
Product: RNA polymerase II largest subunit
Exons: 3
Coding region: 1-3705 (1234 amino acids)
Biological process (GO): transcription by RNA polymerase II
Cellular component (GO): RNA polymerase II, core complex
Molecular function (GO): DNA binding
Source: RefSeq, a predicted model, not a curated record
AUGCCGUACUCGACUUUCCGACUAAAUCUGUCCGUCACUACACCUUACAACGCUGAUUUCGAUGGUGAUGAAAUGAACUUGCAUGUUCCCCAAAGCGAAGAGGCUCGCGCUGAACUUAGUCAACUUUGCAUGGUACCAUUGCAGAUUGUAUCCCCUCAACGAAACGGUCCGUUGAUGGGUAUUGUCCAGGAUACUCUUUGUGGAAUCUACAAAAUCUGCCGUCGUGAUGUUUUCUUAACGAAAGAGCAGGUCAUGAAUAUUCUACUCUGGGUCCCUGAUUGGGACGGUGUAAUACCCCAGCCCGCAAUUUUGAAACCCCGGCCUAGAUGGACUGGAAAACAAAUGAUCAUGCAAGUGGCGAACUUAUGUAUGGGAAUGUUUUCCAAGAAGACAGUUGGAGCCACAGGUGGGGGUGUCAUUCAUACUAUCUUCAAUGAGUAUGGGCCUGAGACGGCGAUGAACUUCUUCAAUGGCGCCCAAACCGUAGUCAACUAUUGGCUACUCCACCACGGCUUCAGUAUUGGAAUUGGUGAUACAAUUCCAGACCUAGCUACAAUCGAAAAGAUUGAGGAAGCAGUUCGUGUGAGAAAGGAGGAAGUCGAUGAGAUCACAGCUAGUGCAACCGACAAUACCCUAGAGCCUUUGCCUGGUAUGAAUGUCCGUGAGACCUUUGAGAGCAAAGUAUCUCGCGCCCUUAACAAUGCCCGUGAUGAAGCCGGAACGGAGACCGAAAAAAGCUUCAAGGACUUGAACAACGCUGUCCAGAUGGCCCGUUCUGGUUCAAAGGGCUCGAUCAUCAACAUUUCUCAAAUGACUGCGGUUGUCGGCCAGCAAUCUGUCGAAGGCAAACGUAUUCCAUUCGGUUUUAAAUAUCGUACCUUGCCACAUUUCACAAAGGAUGAUUAUUCGCCAGAGUCUCGUGGCUUCGUCGAAAAUUCGUAUCUCCGUGGUUUAACCCCGACUGAAUUCUUCUUCCAUGCUAUGGCUGGUCGUGAAGGUCUUAUUGACACUGCCGUCAAGACAGCUGAAACUGGUUAUAUCCAGCGGAAGCUUGUCAAGGCUCUUGAAGAGGUCAUGGUUAAAUACGAUGGUACCGUGCGUAACUCGCUGGGGGAUGUUGUACAAUUCCUUUACGGAGAAGACGGUUUGGAUGGCGCACAUAUUGAAAAUCAACGCGUUGAUAUUAUCAAAUGCUCGGACGAAAGAUUCCGUGAUAGAUAUCGAGUCGAUUUGAUGGAUCCUGACAGAACUCUAUCUCCCAAUGUAUUGGAGCAAGCUACGGAAAUUGCUGGCGAUAUCGAGGUACAGAAGUAUCUUGACGAAGAAUGGGAGCAGCUCCUGAAGGACCGUGCUUUCAUGCGUAGCGUUGCCAAAGAGGACGAAGAAAUGAUGCAACUGCCAAUUAAUGUUCAGCGUAUUCUCGAGUCGGCAAAGACUAUAUUUAGAAUUAGAGAAGGCGCCAUUAGCGACUUGCAUCCUGCAGAGGUCAUACCUCAAGUCAGAGCGCUGUUGGAACGCCUUGUCGUUGUUCGUGGUGACGAUGUGAUCUCCCGCGAAGCACAAGAAAGUGCCACGUUGCUCUUCAAGGCACAGCUCCGUUCCCGCCUUGCAUUCCGUAGACUCGUUGUGGAAUAUUCACUUAACAGACUCGCAUUCCAGCACGUAUUGGGUGCUAUCGAAAGUCGAUUCUCCAAGGCGAUGGCGAACCCUGGUGAAAUGGUUGGUGUUUUGGCUGCACAAUCAAUUGGAGAGCCAGCAACACAGAUGACCCUGAAUACUUUCCAUUUUGCUGGUGUCUCGUCCAAGAACGUCACCCUUGGUGUGCCUCGUUUGAAGGAAAUUCUCAAUGUUGCCACUAAUAUCAAAACCCCUUCUAUGACUGUCUAUCAAGACCCUAGUCGCGCCAUGGACAAGGAAUCUGUCAAACAGCUCCGUAGUGUUGUUGAGCAUACCAGUUUGAGGUCGGUUACAGAAACAACAGAGAUCUACUAUGAUCCCGAUAUCCAAUCUACCGUGAUUGAAGCGGACCGUGACAUGGUUGAAUCAUACUUCAUUAUCCCUGAAGAUGUCGCAGAUGAUUCGAGCCGUCAAUCUAAAUGGUUACUUAGAAUCAUUCUUAGCCGGCCGAAGCUCCUGGACAAAAGUCUUACGGUUCAAGAUGUUGCAAUGAAAAUCAAAGACGCUUAUCCGCAAGAUAUUGCGGUUAUAUUUAGCGAUAACAACGCUGAUGAGCAGGUCAUUCGUAUUCGACAAAUUCAAGACUCUAAGCAGGAUGACGAUGAUGAUGACACCGAAUAUGACGUGACACUAAAGAAGCUGGAAAGUCAUUUGCUUGAUACCCUUACUUUACGAGGGGUGGCUGGCAUUGAACGUGCUUUCAUCAAUGAGAAAUCGAGAGUUCGCGUCUUAGAGGAUGGAUCUCUGCAUCAAAGCGCUGAUGACCCUCUAUGUAAGGAGUGGGUUCUUGAAACCAGUGGAUCGGCACUCGGCGAAGUCUUGACCAUCCCUGGCGUGGAUACAACUCGCACGUAUUCUAACCAGUUCAUUGAGAUUCUGGAAGUAUUCGGUAUCGAAGCUACUCGUACUGCACUUUUGCGAGAGUUAACCCAGGUGCUUGCUUUUGAUGGAUCGUACGUCAAUCAUCGUCAUUUGGCCCUCCUUGUCGAUGUUAUGACUUCACGAGGCUUCCUUAUGGCAGUAACCAGACAUGGUAUCAACCGUGCUGAUACUGGUGCUUUGAUGCGAUGUUCUUUUGAGGAAACAGUGGAGAUUCUACUUGAUGCCGCUGCAUUUGCAGAGUUAGAUGACUGCCGUGGGGUAUCUGAGAACCUGAUCUUGGGACAGAUGGCACCAGCUGGAACUGGGGAGUUUGAUGUCUACCUUGAUCAGGAUAUGCUUAUGGGAGUCGUUUCGAGCAACGCUGGUCUAAUGGCGGCAGAUGGCAAAGGAUUACUCAGUGAUGGAGCUGCCACACCUUAUGAUAGCAGCUCCCCAUUGCAGGACAACAUGUACAUUGGCACACCAGACCCUGACUCCAAUUUCUCACCUAUCAGACAAGCUGGAUCUGAGACCCCUGCAGGGUUCACUGAAUAUCAGCCUUCCGGAUUUAGUGGUGGUUUCAGCCCUCAUGGCGCGAGAAGCCCCGGCGGAGGCUAUUCGCCUAGCAGUCCUUUCAAUACCAGCCCGACCUCUCCUCGCUACUCUCCAUCCUCUGGGUACUCUCCAACCUCUCCUGGUAUGAGCAUUACGAGUCCUCGAUUCAUGUCCUCUCCUGGGUUUUCGCCAGCCAGUCCAGCUUUCGCGCCAACUUCGCCUGCGUAUUCGCCAACCUCUCCGAGCUAUCAACAAUCACCGACUUCGCCAUCGUAUUCGCCUACGUCUCCUGGUUUCUCUCCCACGUCACCUAGUUACAGCCCAACGUCUCCCAGUUUUAGCCCUGCUUCGCCUGCUUUUAGCCCUACUUCUCCUAGUUAUAGCCCUACAAGUCCUGCGCUCGGAGUUUCGACUGGCAGACACCUUUCUCCAACUUCCCCUACCUCUCCUAAAUAUACUCCUACUUCCCCUGGUUGGUCUCCAACCAGUCCAGAGACCUACUCACCCACCUCUCCCAACUUCUCUGGCUCGCCAACUUCUCCGGGAGGUCCAACAUCCCCUGGUUACAGCCCGACCUCCCCCACUUUCAACCCUAUAUCUCCACGCCAGUAGGCUCGACAUUUAUACAUUUGCUCUAAAGGAGAAUCCCCUUUUCCAUUUUAUUUUUGCGAUGGCUUUUUUCUUAUUGCAUCGCUGUACUACUAUUUCAUGUCAUUAGCAGUUGCAUACUGAAGCAAAAACCCCAUCCCGCAUGGCUAGGCUUUCUAUUAGUUGGUCUGUUAUAUCUUCCAAUUGUUUGGCGUUCUUCUUGUGGUGUGUCCUUUUCACAGCCUUCCUUUAGCCCGGGUGAGUACUACCUUUUCUUUUUUCUGCCUGCCCCUUUUCGCCCCCUUAAAAUUGUAAUGUUUUCUGGGCACAAAAUAUUUCCUGCAGCGUUUGAUCCAACAAUAUAAGGAGAAGGGAAAGAAAAAAAAAACCGAGAAGGAUAAAAAGACUAAAAAUAAUCAGUAGAUAUUGGCACCCACGCACAUAAUAAGCCGGCGUUGGAGAUGCUUUCUGUAUUUUGUGUUGGUGUCGCUUGUAUAGCAGUUCUGAUUUUACUUCUUUCCUCUUUCUUUUCCAUUUCCUGCUCUGUGUACACAGAUUAGCUACUUUUCGUAAAGAAAAUAAGAAUUAAAAUUUGGAGUUUCAUUUUACA